Messenger RNA from Nicotiana tabacum (common tobacco), 741 nucleotides. Lineage: Eukaryota; Viridiplantae; Streptophyta; Magnoliopsida; Solanales; Solanaceae. The record is from RefSeq and is a predicted model, not a curated record.
AUGUCUAACCCUCAAGAUAACCCUGGGACUCCUCCACCACCAUCCCCUUCUGGUUCCUCCACGCCUCCUCCACCCAGUACAAACCCCCAGCCUAAGAAAAGAUGUGUUAAAAUGCUAGCACGAAAAAUUGUAGCCUCAGGACCUGGGUCGUCUGACUCUGAGAAGACUCAAAACCCCCCUUCUAAGGUAAGUUCUGCUUUGGCUGAAAAUUUAGAAAAUAGGUUUGUUUUGGUUAGACCUAUUAGGGAUUUGGAAAUGCCUGAAUUGGGAAGGAGUGGAGCUAUCUGUGGGUUUGCACAUGCAACUGUGGAAGAAAGUGGCAAGAAGUCAAGGGGAAGUGGUUCAGGGGAGGCUGCUGAAGGGUUGGUUAAUCUAAGUGCACAGGCAGAUGAACCUGGUUCAUCUAUUGAGGAGACCCUACCAGACCUUAUAAAGAAAGUAGGUGCCAGUUAUAAUCCAAUGAAAAGGAGAACUCCAACACCAAAAGCCCCUAGUGCUGCUAAACCUUCCAAGAAACGAAAGGCUUCCUCCCCAACAACUACUGAAAUUCCCUUUCCAAAGGAAAGAGCCACAAAAAGUAGGGUGAAACAGAGUGAGAGUGACCUACAAAAAGCUUUGGCUGAAAGUAAGAAGAAGAGGAUGGAUAAAGGAAAAGGUAAGGUUGCAGAGUCCUCUGAAGCUGUUGAUGUUGAGGAGGUGGAACAGGUCCAUCAGGAGGACCAUACAACAAAGGAGGUAUAG